Messenger RNA from Puccinia triticina, 3240 nucleotides. RefSeq lists its product as uncharacterized. The record is from RefSeq and is a predicted model, not a curated record. Gene Ontology annotation, molecular function: ubiquitin binding. Lineage: Eukaryota; Fungi; Basidiomycota; Pucciniomycetes; Pucciniales; Pucciniaceae. The transcript is spliced from 10 exons. Gene Ontology annotation, biological process: protein deubiquitination; double-strand break repair via homologous recombination. The coding region runs from base 1 to 3240 and encodes 1079 amino acids.
AUGCGCUUUUCGAUAUCUCGAGCAUCCGGCGGACUGGGAGCAGGCCGGGCACGGUUCCAGGCGGAGAAGCCCUGUGCCCGCGGGGGUAUCCCCGGGGAGGCCGGGGACCCUACGCCGAGCUUCACAACAUUCCACCAGAAACCAGCAUUCACCAAAACAACAACACACCACCACACAACCCAACCAAAACACCCCACCCACGCACUCCCCAUCACCACACUCGCCAUCGACCACACAACACCCAUCAGAAACCCACUCAACCCCCAGGGAAUACUCUACGCAGCGGGCAGAGACGGGCUGAUCAGCGCAUGGGAACUCAACCAGCACAAACAAGCCAGCUUCAGGCAAGCCAUCCAACCACACACCCACUGGAUAAACGACCUCAUCCUAUGCAACCAAAACCAAACCAUCAUCUCGGCCUCAUCCGACCGCACCAUCAAGGCAUGGAACCCACACUCACCCCAGCACGCACUCUGCCCAGCAACCAUCGGAACACACCUCGACUACGUCAAGUGUCUCGCACACAGCCCUAAAGCUGCCUGGGUCGCCAGCGCAGGCCUCGACCGAACCAUCCUGCUCUGGGACACCAACGAAGCCAGACCGAACCCACUGGGCGAAUUCUCAGAGAACCUCGUCGGCACCUCCAUCUACUCACUCGCCACCACCCCCGCCGGACAGCUGCUCGCCGCCGGAUCCCCCGCCCAGGCCAUCGCCCUCUACGACCCCAGGCUGGCCACACAGCUCGCCAAGCUCGUCGGCCACACCGACAACGUCCGCGCCAUCCUCCUCGCAGACGACGCCACACGCCUGCUCUCGGCCUCCAGCGACGCCACCGUCAAGAUGUGGGACCUGCGCAGCCAGCAGCGCUGCCUCCACACCUUCGCACACCACUCCACCUCCGUCUGGGCCCUCCACAGCCAGCACCCUGCCCUCGAGAUCUUCUACUCCGCCGACCGCGCCGGCUGGCUCUGCAAGCUCGACCUCGAAGGCUCAGACGACUUCCGCGACGGCCAGUGCAUCGUCCUCGCACACGCCCGCCAGAGUAGGAGCCACCACCAGCAGGGCAUCAACAGCAUCCUCGCCUUCGACAACUUUGUCUGGACCGCAUCCGCUAGCUCGUCCAUCGAGCGCUGGGCGGACAUCCCCACCCGCAUCCAGCGCCCCCUCGUCCCGCUCUUCUCCCAGUUCGACCAUCUGCUCCCGAACGCGGACCACCAGGACCCCGAAUCGAUCACGAUCCACUCCCCCAAAUCCGACGCCAGCAUCCCCAGGCGCCCCAGCCAUCAUCACAUCCACUCGACCAUGUCCAGCCUCAGUCUACGCCCGCCUACCCACCCUGGCCUCGAGCCUGUCAAGCUCCAUUCGCCCCUCACCAUCGACGCUACUAUCCCUCUGCGGAGCUCGCCUGUCGACCUCAUCCUGGGCUGCUCGGGCCUGAUUAAGAGCGAGCUGCUCAACGACUGUCGACAUGCUCUGACGAUCGAUACCAGUGGUCGGAUCGCCCUCUGGGACAUCAUCAGCUGUACCUGUCAGGGCAUCUUCGACCCUGACGAGCUGGAACGCGAACUCGACCACGGGUCCUCCGCGGGCUCCUCUGGUUCCAACUACACGCCUAGCGAGCUCUUGAAACUGGUCAAGGAGCGGAUUGAGGGCCAAGCGACGAUCGGCACCUGGUGCACAGUGGAGACGCAGACCGGACUUCUGACGGUCCAUCUGGACGAGCAGCGAUGCUUCGACGGCGAGGUGUAUGCCGACGAGGCCGGGCUGGCCGAGGAGGUGCUCGAGCUGAUGAAGGAGGACCAUCGGCUCUGCUUGGGUAGAUGGGUGCUGAGGAACUUGUUCGACGGCUUCAUCAACCAUCAUGUUCAGCUUCGUCUCCGCAACGAAAACCCCACUACCCCGUCGGCCGCCACUGACGCUGCCAACCCAGGACAGACAGCCGAAUCUGACGAGCAGCAGCAGAACAAGAAGAUAUAUCUCCCCGGGAGGCCGUUUGUUCCGCACACGCCUGGGAUGACCAUCGCCCUCGCCACCCCCGCCCUCACGCCGGCCAUUCUCCCCGACCUCAAGACUCUCACGGGGCCGAAGAACCAACAGGCCGCCGACCACUCGGCUGAUUACUUCUCGCUCCCACGUCUGAUGGAGGCUGAUGAAGAGCAGCUGGGCUCGGAAGCGCUCACGCCCGGUGGUGGCGGUGGUGCUGGUGGCGGAGGCGGAGGCGGAGGCCUGGACUCGAGCACGGACGCGAGUAGCUCGUACACCUCCUCGGUCUAUCCGCUGCCCUCGCCCCGACGGGCCUCGCCAGUACCGGUGACUACCACCCAAGACGGCCUUCCACGCGACGACAAGACGCCGAUGACGGAGAGUCCUGCGGCCAGUUGGAGCUCGACGACGUCCAGCGCGGCCGCCCCGCCGCCGCCCAACUCGGCCAACAUCUUCAGCAGGUUCAGGUCCCUUGGACGCGGGCAGAAACGGCGCGGGAGCUCAGACCCCGCCGCGCCUCCGGUGAUCUCCAACCCGAUCCCCUACCGCGAAGAUGGGGACCAGGCCGAGCUAGAUGGGCAGCGCUUGUUGAUGCUCGAGAAGGCCAAGGCCCAGCAGGCCCUCGUCGUCCAAGCCGUCCUCGCCCAGCCCUUCGAGCCCUGUGGCCCGCUCGAUGCGCCCGCGUUGAUGCUCCCGCCAGACACGACGAUCCUGGUCUCUGAGGAAGAGCCCCAGUCGGGCGGCUGGGAGGUCGCGUAUCGCGGCCUCGUCGCGACUACCGAGCUCGAUGCAGAGGUCCUCAUGGACGUCCUCCCCGGAUGGAUCCUCGGCUUCCUGCUCGCUAACCGGAUCUCGAACAAGGAAGGCGGCGCAUCAACGACGACGACGACGACGACGGUCAAGGUGACGUUCGUGUUGCAGCCCGAGGGCGGGCGAGAGGCUGCCGGCCUCCCAGAGCUUCCCAACGGGAACGCACGAUUGACGGCGUCGCGCGUGUUGCGGAUGAAGAAAGUGGCGGCGUAUGUGGCCCAGAAGCUGGACCCGGCGGGGAGCGAACAGGGCACACUCACGCCCACCUCGACUUCGGGCCCGAACCCCCGCCUGCCCGCCGUCGACGAAUCGCUCAUCGUGCUCUCGUGUAACGGCCAAGACCUCCCCCGUACGCUGUCUCUCGGCGUCGUUAAGCAGUGGGUGUGGGCCCAGCCCGGGGACGUCGUUAUCUGCUAUCGCCGCCAAGGUCUGGCGCCGUCUGCUUGA